UUUCCGGUGAGUUAUGUAUACUUUCAGAACACAAACAGUUUACAAAACUCCAAAAUUUUCUUUUUUCCCAAAACUUGAAGCAGAUACCGUGUCACCGCGAAACGAUCGUCUUCCAAAUUGCGGAUUUGAAGAAAAUCACAUCCUUCCAACUCGAAGAAUUCAAAUUCCACUUCUACGCAUAUAUAUGCUCUCUCUCUUUCCCCUUUGAGUUCGUUCUACACCAUAGUCGUUCGUCACAGAAACAAUCUCGUUUCUCAAAUUCAUUUUCAAAACCCUAAUUAUGAGAAGACCUAGAUUUUGAACCAUAAAAAGAAGAUGAGUGGAAACGAAUUUCGAUUCUUCUUGUCAUGCGACAUCAAUCUUCCAGUCACCUUCCGAGUCGAGAGAUUGGAAGGGAACUUGCCAGCAGCUAAGACCCUUGAUUCAGAAGUUGAUUCUACUGCGGAGGUGAGAAGACCGGAGCUAUAUGUUGAGUGUACAUUGUACAUUGAUGGUGCUCCGUUUGGGCUUCCCAUCAGAACAAGGCUAGAGUUCACGGGUUCGUCUUAUUGCUGGAAUGAACUCAUUACAUUGAGUACAAAGUAUCGGGACUUAACUGCCAACUCACAACUUGCAUUCACAGUUUGGGAUGUUUCAUGUGGAAAAAUCGAGGGUUUGAUUGGUGGGGGUACCAUUCAUCUAUUUAACAUGAAAAAACAAUUGAAAACUGGGAAGCACAAGCUUAGACUUUGGCCAGGGAAAGAGGCAGAUGGAUCUAUCCAUACAACUACUCCUGGAAAGGUUCCCAAGGAAGAGCGCGGGGAGGUGGAACGCUUGGAAAAGCUAGUGAAUAAGUACGAAAGAGGACAGAUCCAACGAGUUGAUUGGCUGGACCGCCUUGCAUUUAAAGCUAUGGAGAAAAUCAAGGAACGGGAAAGUGGUAGAAAUGGAAGUUCUCAUUUAUACCUGGUGGUUGAUUUUUGCAGUUUCGAACACCGAGUUGUUUUCCAGGAAUCAGGAGCAAACUUCUUUAUACCGUCUCCUAUAGCUGCAACCAAUGAACUGGUUACUGUCUGGGACCCAGAAGUAGGAAAGAUUAAUCCCUCUGAGCACAAGCAACUAAAGCUUGCAAGGAGUCUAACUCGUGGCAUCAUUGACAGGGAUCUUAAACCAAGCUCUACUGAAAGAAAGUCCAUACAGAGAAUAUUAAAAUACCCCCCAACAAGGACUUUGAGUGGAGAAGAGAGGCAGCUCUUGUGGAAAUUUCGUUUUUCAUUGAUGUCGGAGAAGAGGGCUCUCACAAAAUUUCUCCGAUGUGUGGAAUGGAGUGAUGUUCAGGAAGCGAAGCAGGCAUUGGAACUGAUGGCUAGGUGGGAAAUGAUUGAUGUUUGUGAUGCAUUAGAGCUUCUGUCUCCUGUUUUUGAAAGUGAAGAGGUUCGUGCAUAUGCUGUCAGUGUUCUUGAAAGAGCUGAUGAUGAAGAGCUCCAAUGUUACCUACUUCAACUAGUUCAAGCUCUCCGGUUUGAGCGCUCUGAUAAAUCUCGCCUUUCUCAUUUCCUCGUGCAACGCUCAUUACGUAAUAUUGAGUUGGCUAGUUUUCUCCGGUGGUAUGUUGCGGUGGAACUUCAUGAUCCUACAUAUGCAAAACGUUUUUACUGUACCUAUGAGAUUCUGGAAGAAAAUAUGAUGAAGCAGUUGGGAGCUGGUGUGACUGGAAAUGAAGAUGGAUUUAAGUUGUGGCAGAGUUUGGUGCGCCAGACAGAACUGACUGCUCAGCUGUGUUCUGUAAUGAAGGAUGUAAGAAAUGUACGGGGCGGAACCCAGAAGAAGAUUGAAAAGCUUAGACAGCUUCUUUCUGGCCUUCUAAGUGAGCUUACCUACUUUGAAGAGCCAAUAAGAUCACCUCUGGCACCAGGCAUCCUCAUCGCUGGGAUUGUUCCAUCAGAAUCGUCAAUAUUUAAAAGUGCACUGCAUCCUUUGCGUCUGACUUUUCGAACAGCAAUUGGAGGAAGUUGCAAGAUCAUUUUUAAGAAAGGAGAUGAUAUUCGGCAAGACCAGUUGGUUGUUCAAAUGGUAUCACUUAUGGAUCGAUUGCUUAAAUUGGAGAAUCUUGAUCUACACUUAACUCCAUACAGAGUACUAGCAACUGGACACGAUGAAGGCAUGCUGGAAUUCAUACCAUCUAGUUCUUUAGCACAGAUUCUCUCAGAACACCGUAGUAUUAUAAGUUAUCUGCAGAAGUUCCACCCUGAUGAGGAUGGACCAUUUGGGAUUACAGCCACCUGUCUGGAAACAUUCAUAAAAAGCUGUGCUGGCUACUCAGUCAUCACAUAUAUAUUGGGAAUUGGAGACAGGCACCUUGAUAAUCUUCUCCUUCGGGAUGAUGGCCGCCUCUUUCAUGUUGAUUUCGGUUUUAUUUUGGGUCGAGACCCAAAGCCAUUUCCACCACCAAUGAAGCUUUGCAAAGAAAUGGUUGAGGCUAUGGGUGGAGCGGAAAGCCAAUACUAUACCAGGUUCAAAUCCUACUGUUGUGAAGCGUACAACAUCCUCCGGAAAUCUAGUAACCUAAUAUUGAAUCUAUUUCACCUCAUGGCGGGUUCCAAUAUUCCCGAUAUUGCUUCUGAUCCUGAGAAAGGCAUUCUAAAGCUUCAAGAAAAGUUCCGGUUAGACUUGGACGAUGAGGAGUGCAUACAUUUUUUCCAAGAUCUUAUCAAUGAGAGUGUCAGCGCUUUGUUCCCUCAAAUGGUGGAGACCAUUCAUCGCUGGGCCCAGUACUGGCGCUGAUCCAGAAAAUGAAUAGUAUACAUGCCUCUAUUGAUCAGUCAAGAACCCCUUUCAAGGAUGGAAAGAUGGCUUUUGAAGAGUUAAAGCUGUAUAAAUUGUACAUAAUUCAGGUCUUUUAGGUCACCCAAUAUUGAAUUUAGUCUUUCGAUUUUUUAUUAUAUUUGUACAUAUUAGUUUCAACUUUCAACUAGUUGUAAACGAAUUUGAGAUAUUGGAACAUGUGAGUUUUGGGGGGCUAAGGUUCUCAUAAAUUAAUGCUA
Cornus florida is the source of this 3023-nucleotide messenger RNA. RefSeq names its product phosphatidylinositol 3-kinase, root isoform. Gene Ontology annotation, molecular function: 1-phosphatidylinositol-3-kinase activity. Gene Ontology annotation, biological process: phosphatidylinositol-3-phosphate biosynthetic process; endocytosis; phosphatidylinositol-mediated signaling. Lineage: Eukaryota; Viridiplantae; Streptophyta; Magnoliopsida; Cornales; Cornaceae. The record is from RefSeq and is a predicted model, not a curated record. The transcript has 18 exons. Gene Ontology annotation, cellular component: membrane; endosome; phosphatidylinositol 3-kinase complex, class III, type I. The coding region runs from base 316 to 2763 and encodes 815 amino acids.